Physella acuta is the source of this 4380-nucleotide messenger RNA. RefSeq names its product sterile alpha motif domain-containing protein 9-like. Gene Ontology annotation, cellular component: cytoplasm. Lineage: Eukaryota; Metazoa; Mollusca; Gastropoda; Physidae. Gene Ontology annotation, molecular function: protein binding. The record is from RefSeq and is a predicted model, not a curated record.
AUGAACUUAAUCCCCCUAACUACAAGAAAAAGUUGUUCAACUUCAGAUAAUGAAACAACAUCAUACAGUGAUUAUGUUAGCUACCAGGAGUUUCUUAAUUUUGAUCCUGAAACUUUAAAAGCCUACCUGGAACAGUUUUUUCACCAAAAGAAGCAAAAAACAAAUUUACCUGAAAUUCUAUGUAAGGCAAUGUUGAAUGGAGAAGGUCUAUUACAAUGCAAAGAAGAAGAAAUAGAAAAGUUAACACAAGCCCCAUUAGGAAUCCUCAAAACGCUUACUCUUAAAAUUUCUGAGAUUAAACAACUCAAUGAAUCAGAGACAUUAUCUCAAAAGAAAAAUGAAAGUUUGCGAAAAUUUGGAAGCAAAGUGGAAGACUCUUUUUUCUAUAAAUAUAACUGUAAUGUUGAUAUAUCUAACAAAAUUUAUAAUAAGCUGAAUCCUAUAAGAAAUUUUUAUCUUAUAGGAAACCAAGAAAAAACAGAUUUAGUAGUAGAGGAAGUAGCAUCAAAAACUAUUCAAUUUUCCUCAUGUUGUGCCAAUGAUAGACAAAAUGGUACAAUUUACUUUGGUAUAGAUCCUAAUUCUGGAAAAGUAAUUGGUAUGGCAGCUAGAAAAGAAGAUGUAUCAGAAACUAUUAAAUAUUUUAUUAAAAUUUGCUUUCCUGAAGAUAUAGUGGCUAAACUCCAAUUAGUUAUUCUAGAUCCAGUCUUUAUAUCUGUUAGGGAAUUAGGAAAAACAAGUGAAAAGUUUGUUAUAGAGAUUGACAUUGUCCCAUCAUAUAGAAUUUUAAAUGAUCUUCUUAUCACACCAAAAUUAAAAAAGCUAAAAGCAUGCUCAAAUACUGAAACCAAAUGUAGAAAAGUUGGACAUUUCUACUUUUUUGAUGGUAAACCAAAAUUAUUUAGGGUAGAUAAUUUAGGUAAUUUCCAAGAACAUGUUAGUAAGGCUCAGAAGAUGAGGCAAGGCGAUGAAAGUAUUUUAUCUCCUACCGCUGAAAAUUUGAGAGAUAAAUUGAAGGACCUUGUUACUGGUGGUAGUGAGACAUUGGAAGACUCAAUUUAUCCAUUUUUUAUCCUUAGUCCUUUGGAUCCAUCCAAUAGCACAACAAUUAUUAAAAAUGUUGAGUUUAUUAGUAAUGUACAUGCAGAAGCUGUUUUUGAUUUUGAUCCUAGUGGGUCUACUAAAGGAAUUUUUAGCCAAUUAAGCCAAAAUGAGAUCAUGACUAGUGUAACAUUGGAAAAUUUCAAGCAUGAAAACAAUCAAGAGAGCUCCAAAUUUAUUGAAAGUCUUGCUUCGCAUCCCAGAUUACCAUGGGUUUUUUGCAAUGGACAUGAAGCUACCUUAUUUGUGGAAACACUUCCCACUGAAUGGAAUAAGUCUAUUCGCUCCACAUUUCAACGAUGUUUAAAUCAUUUUAUUGAAGGUCGACCAAAAGAACGUAUCCUUGUAAUAGUGUGUUUAUUUUCUAAAUUGUAUGAUACUAUGAUUGAAGGAUUUGAAGAAAUAUUAACCAACUUUUCCAAACAAUGGGUUCUUAUUGCUGAGUCAGAAAACAUUGUAGAAACAUGGAAAAAAGAAAUGGUACAGCGGAAAAGACUUGAUGAAGGGGAUGUGCAUGAUAGAUGUGUAGUGGGAAUGACAUGGGAACAGAUAAACUCUACAAUAUCACAGUUUAUACCACAUGAAGAAAUAGGAGAAUGCAUGAUACCCCAAGCUGCUGGUGCUCUUACAAAAAUACCUGACAAAGAAUUAAAAUGUUGGGAAGAUAUUGAGCUGGUUUCUGCAGCAGAUCCAGAUUUGGAUGAAGAAACUAGCUACAGCAAAAAUGCUAUGGUUAGCUUUUACAAAGGAGGAGAAGUGGAUUGGUUGAACUUUAGGUUUGAUCAAGUUAUUAAGAGGUCACAUGAUGAUGUGCUUAUGGACAAAGUUAAUAAAGCUUUAACAGAAAGCACAAAGGAUGAUGGAAAGGUUUCAACAGUUGUUAUAUUUCACCAACCUGGAUCUGGUGCCACAACAUCUGCGAAAAAGGUUCUCUGGGAACUUAGGAAAAGCUUCAGGUGUUGUGUAGUAAAACGUAUCUCCAAGCAAACUUGCAGUCAGCUUGCAAAAAUAUGGAAAUAUUCUGAACCAAGCUCAUCCCCUCUGCCUUUGUUGAUUUUGGUUGACAAUAAAAAUAAGGAUGAGGAUAAAGAUAACCAUCGUCAGUUAAAACAAAAUCUAGAAGACAAAUAUAAAGAAAUAUGGAAACAAAGCAAAGAACAGCCCAAAUUAUUUUGCACUAUGAUAGUUUGUAUUCGUAAAAUAAUAUUACCUUCUCAAGUUUUUCCUUUUCAAAUUAAAAUAAGGCAGAAAUUAACUAAAGAAGAACAAGAGCUGUUUAAAAUCAAAUCUGUUGUUGAUAUUAUUAAUGAAUUUGUUAAUGGUAUAAAAGAUGAAAGAGAAUUAACUCUUCUUUUCUACAUUGCCUUUUUAAACAAAUAUGACCCACAGUUUAGAGCUAUUCCUGUCUCUUGUUUUGAUGAUCUUUUUAAGACGUCCUUAAAUACUGCAAGUAAUAGAAGAAGCACAAACUGGGAAGCAAAUUUAAGUCAAGCAGCUGAAGUUCUGCUUAAUAUUUUGCCUUUCUCUAAGAAAAAAGCUGGUGAUGCAAGAAUUUCACUUAGAGUAUAUCAUAAAGAAAUGGCUAUAAAUAUACUUACACAUAAGAACAAGAAAAAUGAAAUAAUUAUAAUGAGAGAACUAAUAAAUUCUAUUGCUUUUAAACAUGAGACAUCAGACUUACACACUCUACAAGACAUCAUUGCGGACAUCAUGCUUAAAAGAUACUUCAAUCAAUCUGAUGGCAGUAAAGAAAUGUUUUCUUCCUUUGUCACAGAAGUUAACAGAGAAAGUAAAGAAAAUUCAGCACAACUUCUUUGUGAACUCUUUGAAAAAAAUAAAGACCCAUUUACUGCUCAGCAAAUAAGCCGUUUUUAUAUUUAUUUACAAAAUUGGCCAAAAGCAGAAAGAUAUGCUGAAAUAGCAGUUGACAAAUAUCCUCAACAUCCAUUCUUAUGGGACACUUAUGGACAAGUUUAUAAAUACCAACUUCAAGAAAAACUUCAAACUGUGGGUGUGAAUGGCAAAUAUCCUUUGAGUGAUGUUGAACAAGUCAUUGAACUUGCCAGGAAUGCCAUAUACUGUUUUAAAAAUGAGCAAAGUAAAUCUGAAAAAUUAUCCUUUCAUAAUGAAAGCAGUGUAUCUGGAUAUUUUAGUGAGCUAAAGACACAAAUAAUGUUACUGCAGUUAUUAGAGAAAAAUGAAGCCUUCAUAGAUCGUAGUCAUCUAUCUAGGUGUUUAAUUCAUAAGCGUUUUGAUGAUCCGUCUUUAAUUUUUCUUAAAGAUCAAGAUAAAGACUUUUUAAUGGGUUUAGAAGAUAGUUACAUACAGACAAUGAGAGUCUUAGAUGAAGAAUAUUUACAAAUAAGACAUGAUAUUCCAUUUGAUUAUGCAGAUUAUACAGUAACUUUUAACAAAAAUUUAGAUCAAUUGAUUUCUCUGAUGACCACUUUCCAUAUGUAUUAUGGAAUUAAAUAUGAUAAAGAAACUAUUAACAAAAUGCCUGAGCCUAAAGCUAGUAUGUAUCGAUGGAGAGUGGCCCUGGCAAAUGGAGCAAUGUCUCUAACUUUCCUAUUACACAAGCGAUCAUAUGGAACUUUAGAAAAUAGUACUUUAAAAAAUAUAUACAGCCUAAUGCUACCUAAUGUUUCUUCAAGUCACUGUACUGAUAAAUACAUUUUAGCUAUCCUUAAUGCAGUAACAAUGAUGAUAGUGAGUAAAAGAAAAGUAAAAACCAUAACAUCCUUUGAAAAAGUGUUAAAUUGGAGCAAAACAUUGUAUGAUUAUGAACAGCCACUUGACAAAACUGCAUACAUUGAACCUUUUAUGUAUUUUGUUAUGUACAACUUCCCUCUGGAGGAAAGAAAAAAAUUUGCUAUUUGUUCUGUUGAAAAGCUCCAGGAUGUCUGUAACAAAUGGCAAGAAGUUUAUAAAUUAAAACAUAAUAAAGCUGAAGCCAAAACACUAUUUUACUUAGCAAAAGGUGGAUUCCCACAAGAUAUGGUUCACUCAGACACCUUCCCUAUGACAGAACAUGAUAACUGGGAUAAUCCAAAAAUGAGAGAACACUUGGCAUUGUUUAGUGGAACAGUUGAUGUUAGUGGAGCCAGAGUAAAUAUAAAAAUUUUUACCAAGGAAGGGAAUAAAUUGCAUUUAACUAUUCCAACAUCAUAUACUGUGAAUAUUGAGUUGAGGCAGAGGGAAACCUGGUUCUUUGUCGGUUUCAGUUUUGCAGGUCCCAAAGCUUAUGGUAUUCCACAAGACCCUCCUAAUGUGAAAUAA